AUGAAUUUCUUCGAAUGUGAUAGUAGCAUUGAAGAAAGAUGCAGUAGCAGCGAACGAAGCAGUGAGUUUGAACGAACACAUUACCCAGACGUCUUUGCGCGAGAGAGACUGGCACAGAAGAUUGACCUACCGGAAGCAAGAAUACAGGUGUGGUUCUCCAACCGCCGUGCAAAAUGGCGUCGAGAGGAGAAGUUACGUAAUCAGAGGAGACAGCAGGCCGAGGUGGGUGGGGUCCAUACACAGUCUUCCAGUCAUCUACCGUUAAGUAGUGGUUAUAGUAGCAACAAUGUCAGUGUUUAUCAGCCAAUCCCACAACCCUCCGCCGCUACCAUGGUACCACGAACCGCACCAGACACAUACAGUGCCAUCCCUCCCAUGCCCAGUUUCUCGAUGGCUUCGGGUCCAAAUAUCGGUAUGCAGCCCCGAGAAACCAGCUCUUACACGAGAAUGUUACAUCAACCAAGCCAUGGAUACGACUCACUCUACUCGGCCCCACCUAACCACCAUACUAUGACGUCACAUGGCCACGCCCCCACCCAUCAUGCAAUGCACCAGCCUCAUAUGAACAGCGCUUGCAAUAACGGUUUGAUCUCACCUGGCGUGUCCGUACCGGUACAGGUGCCUGGCUCUUCUCCCGAUACCCACCCGUCUCACCAGUACUGGCCACGCAUCCAGUAGUCCUGAAAAAACUAGUACCACUCUCCCGAACCACAAGAUAGGGGGAGGAAUAAAAACUCUCGGAAAUAUCGCCAUCGUCGGUCAAAAUGAUACUGAUGCACAAUCGGAUUUGCAGGGUACUUGUAUAGCACAAAAUAUUGUAACAGUAUUUUACAAUGGGUUUUCAUCGUAUACAAUUAUUAAAACAGACAUAUACUAGUCCUUUUUCAGAAGCGGGCUGUUUAAGUCUGAUUCUGAUUUAACUUUUCAGAUUCUGCACUGCCCCUCUACCUCUUAUGUAAUGGUUGUUAUCGGCAACGAUCUGAAAUGCAUGAGUCUUGCCCUACAUAUAUUUUUUUUAAUAAAUGGUACCUGCAUUCAACUUUCAAAAUGAAAAGAUCAUAAAUAUUAAACAAUGACCUUAUUAAUCAUGAUUGAUUAGCCAGAAAAGAAGUCACAUCUGAAAAAAAUAAUGAAAAGAUUCAAAAGAUUUGGGAUAAAAAUAUGUAUAUAACUUUUCUUAUUCACCUUUCAGCGAUGUCAUGGGACAUUGCUGAUGAGAAGAACUAGGCAAGCAGCUGUAAUAAUUUCACACAGAAAAUAAUAUAUUUGCUUCAAAAAGUGAAUUGCAUUUGAGAAUGAAAAUUCACCCAGAGAAGAAAAUAAAAUAUAUUUCGAUAGUAUUAUAGUAUAUUUGAAACUCAACUUCUUGGCCAAGUAAAACCACUUUGUCACGAUUUAAGUCUUAAAUCAUCAACUGCAUUCACAUAAGAAACUGUGUGUUUGAUUACACUGUAUCGUCUUUGAUAUAAUGCAUUGUAAGUAAUUAGUAGCGUAUAUAUAUCUCUUUAGCUUUCCAUAUGCUUUCUUUCAAUCUUAAACUGUCUGCAUUUGAUUGGUCAGAUUUAACCCAUUGCACUAACGUACAUAAGGCUUGGUCAGUUUUUCAAAAUACUUUCAUUUCAACGUUGAAUAUGAUAGCGCCACAAAAACGGAUUAUAAUUAAACAGAGAUCAGAAAACUGGAUGACUAAACACGUUAUUUCUCUCAUUCGAGAGAGAAAUAUGGCUUCUAAAAAAAUGUAGAAAAAUUUAAGCGAUAAGGAUUAUGACACGCUCACUAAGAGCUACAGUCAGACCAGCAAAACCUAGUACAGUCGACAAAAGAUAUUACGUUAUUACCAAUGACAAACCAUCGGACGUUUUGGAAUUGGUUUUGUUGGUGUGGAUGGGGUAUAAGACCGCACAUUAAUUUAGUAUCCGUUUGUAACUCGGUCACCAAACUAGAGCAACACUGCAAAGUUUUGAACGCCCUCUACGUUCGUUGUCAGUCGCACAGUUUGGGACCGUCGCAGAAAGCGUUGUAUUCAAAUGAGACUCAAAAAAUCAUGCGCAAGUCUCGACCCAUUUUGAUUGGUUGAAAAGGGGUUACGUUCGAUAUCAAUCAAACUUGCGUUUGAUUGCAACGCUUUCUGCAAUUGGCGCCUGAUCAUUUUAAUCAUAUAGUUAAAAGGCGUCAAUUUCCUCCAAACUUAAAUGAAAAGGGAAAUGUUAUACCAGUACGAAAUGAAUUUCAAUGAAAAUUCCGUCAAAAUAUUGCAGUGAAUUUAUAAAACCUAGCAUUUCAUAGAAGUGUGUACAAAUAUUUCUAUUAAGUCUGGACUUGAACCAGGGUUAAAUAAUGAGAUUAUUAAGUUAAAAUAUUAAGCAAAGCACCUAUUACGAAUCAAGUAAGCCUUAAGAAUGACAUACCCUAUGUUGUGACCGGUAUGUUAAAUCAUGAUAAAGUACUCACCUUAAUGAAAAAUUAUAAAUAUUUAGCAUAUUUAUAUAAUCACGAUUUAUUUAUCACAUUUAAAGCGUAGCUUUUAUCAUCUGCUUUGAAUCUUUUCUUGCGGGAGAUUUUCCGACAGUUAGCCGGAGAAGAGAGCAUAGAUUUUAUACUCUAUAAUUAAUUUUGCUUUUUAAUAUGAAAUUCGAAGUUUUCCACAGUAUUGAAAACUUAUAGUCAGAACAUGCUUCGAUUUAGACGUGAACUACGCAAUACUUUAGACUUUGAUUAUACAAAUUAUUUUUAUUUCUACCUCUGUGAAUAACUAUUUGAUUUUAUGCAUCAGUGCACUUUUUAUGACGUCAUGUGUUCCACUUUUUUUCUGUGAUAAUACACAAGAUUUUAAUCUAUGAACUAGAAACAAUUUUUCUCUUUUCAUUUUCAUGACAAGUCCCAUUUAAAAGGGAAUAUUGUCCUUGAAUUUUUUUUUCGCUGACAAUGAAACAUAUUCAUUGAAGUGCUCGGCACAUAACUUUUCUUCUAAUUUGCACCAUGGAAUAUUACGGAAAUAUGCUUUGGAAAUCAACGAAAUGAAUGUCUAUAUUUUAAUACACUCUAAUUCGGAUAAAUCCGUUUGUUUAGGUCCGGUGCGUUCUUUCGAGCCGGUUUGAUUUAAAUUUAUUCGAUAAAACGAUCUUAUACAGUUCUUUAAAAGAAAGGUCACAAGUAUUUUCAUCAACAUCAAGACUAUUCCAUUACCUAAUUACUUUGCGGUCCGAGUCAAUGUGACAUUCAAUUAUUGUCGCAAAAAAACCUUUUCAAUCGCCAUAAUGAGAUAAUAUUUGUAAUCAUCCUUUAAUAUAUAUUU
Molecule: messenger RNA, 3295 nt
Organism: Lytechinus pictus (painted urchin)
Lineage: Eukaryota; Metazoa; Echinodermata; Echinoidea; Temnopleuroida; Toxopneustidae
Product: paired box protein Pax-6-like
Exons: 5
Coding region: 1-678 (225 amino acids)
Biological process (GO): anatomical structure development; regulation of transcription by RNA polymerase II
Molecular function (GO): DNA-binding transcription factor activity, RNA polymerase II-specific; RNA polymerase II cis-regulatory region sequence-specific DNA binding
Source: RefSeq, a predicted model, not a curated record